This is a messenger RNA of Cyclocybe aegerita, 1644 nucleotides long. The record is from the annotation of a GenBank genome assembly. Lineage: Eukaryota; Fungi; Basidiomycota; Agaricomycetes; Agaricales; Hemipholiotaceae.
AUGGGGCUCUCCCAGCAACUGGGAAAUAAUUCGAAACAGCAAUUUGUUGCAAUACUGGAAACACGGAAAGUGUCCUUCUCUGAUGUAGACGUAGCGGCGGUCCACCGGACUAUCUCUGAACACGAGCGCGCUAUCCAUCGUCUGGACACAGAAACCGAAAGCCUCAUGCGGUCAAUCCGUCAACUACAGCAUCGGAGGCAACAACACAUCGCAGACAUAAGGCGGUGCAAAGGGAUGAUCACUCUAGCUCGGCGACUGCCUCCUGAACUCCUGGCAUCCAUAUUCGAAGAAUGCGUGAAAGAUGGGUGGACACGAACACCGUUGACAGUCUCUCAUGUUUGUUCCAGCUGGAGGAAGGCAGCAAGCAUCCCAACAGUCUGGUCCCAUAUAUACGUCAACCUUGACGCCCGAGAUCCGUGCAAGAGGACUCGUCUCUGGCUGGAGAAAUCAGAGGAUACCCUGCUCACAAUCAAUCUCGAAGUUGGGAAUGACUCCUCGUAUCUGGACAGCGUUAUGGAGUUAUUGACGAAGGAAAUACGCCGUUGGAAGCUGUUGACCAUCAACUCCAUUAUGUUGCACCCCGUUAAUCAAAUCUUACAAACCUGGAAUAAGCUCGCCCCCCAAUUGAGCGUCGUCGACAUCGCAGUUGCACAAGAGUUCAAUGUUAACACAGACGACGCCGAUAGUGAUCACCACGAGUUAACAGCUCUGCGGACUGCGUUCGCCGGUGGACCUCAGCUGCGGUCUCUUCGUAUAGAUCGAAACCUGCUCCCAGGACGGGGCAUCAUACCGGCGUCCAUCUCCCAUCUCACAUUACGACUGCCUUGUCACUGUAUACCAAUAACCAGACAGUCCCUGUCCUCGGUCAUCGACGUAUUGGGGGAACUAACUGCGCUCGAGACACUUGCAAUCGAGGUUCCCCAUGGACACAAUCAAGUCUUCGAAAUAGAUGUAGCUCACGGGCAUGCAGUCGAAAUCGCGACUCUACAAUUGAUCAGUCUAACGGGUUCCAAAGACAUUUUUCGUCUGCUGCCUCACUUACGACUUCCUACUCUAACCCACCUUCAUCUUCACUCCUCCCUCGACAAUCAGGAGGAAGACAUUGGAUCUUGCGUUGUGCAAUUCCUAACCAGUUCCUCGCCUCCGCUUUCCUUCUUGGAGAUUCGUGAUUUGGCGCUGGAAUCGAACGUUUAUGACCGUAUCUUUCGGGCGCUUCCUCUCCUAGAACGUCUUCACCUCCACGACUGCGAUAUCCUAGACACCACCCUGCAACAAUUGAACGGGCCACACGGACUAUGCCCUUUUCUCAGAACCCUAGACCUGAGAUGGUGUGGGAGAUUGUCCGGCAGAACACUGGUAGAUCUCGUUCCGAGCCGUUUGUGUGAGGAAAUCGAUGACAUCGACUCUGCCGCAGUCUGUCGUUCAAUCACAGACAUCGCCGUCAUCAAUUGCUCCUUCGUCAAAGAGGAGGACAUCAUGAAUCUGGCGAAGAUGACUAUCUGUCGUCUCAUUCAUGGAGGUUCAGAUGAUCUUUGCUAUGCGCUGGGGUGUUGCGCGAAUGAACGAUACCGGAAGCGGUUGAGGCAGCGCAUUCUCUUCCGGGGACCUAUUAAAGCACAUCCUCAUCGUCGUUUGAUCCUAUGA